Messenger RNA from Plectropomus leopardus (leopard coralgrouper), 3575 nucleotides. It is a transcript of the gene rnf14, whose product is annotated as ring finger protein 14. NCBI's taxonomy places the organism in Eukaryota, Metazoa, Chordata, Actinopteri, Perciformes, Serranidae. Gene Ontology annotation, biological process: protein ubiquitination. The record is from RefSeq and is a predicted model, not a curated record. Gene Ontology annotation, molecular function: protein binding; zinc ion binding; ubiquitin-protein transferase activity.
AUGGUUAUUAAAAGGGACUGUGCGUUUAAUUUGGACUAUACUUAUAUUUGAAGUUUUACGGUACCUCAACUUCGUGUAUUUUGGCUAAAUGUACUUGGUUAUGUCCCAGCACUCAUAAUGUUUCAUGAGCUGUAAGUACAAGGUGAUAUGUAGUAGCACAGUAUUACAAAGCAUAUAAGUGUAUACAUUUCAGAUAAUGUCAGAAUAUACAAUGUAAACGAAUAAAAAACGGCGCACACAGCUUUUGUAAAUAGAUACGAGCUUAACUAAAGUAAACAUGUAGUACACUAACCAGCCUGCAGGCGGCGCUGUCAUUCCCACACUGCCUCCAGUCAUGAACCAGUUAUAGGGCAGGAGUCACUGAUAUUUGGUCGGACAAGGAAUGUAAAUGUCUGAGGACAAGGAAGCCCAGGAGGAUGAGCUGCUUGCUUUAGCAAGUAUUUACGAUGAAGAGGAGUUCCACCAGGCAGAGUCAGCACAGGGAGGAGAGAUCCAACUCUGUCUGGAGCUCCCUCCUGAUUUCAAAGUUGUUGUCAAAGGAGAGAAGCAAUCUGAAUAUAAUGUCUGCUUCUUACCUCCUUUGGUGCUCAACUUUGAGCUUCCUGCAGACUACCCAUCCACAUCCUCACCGGCCUUCACUCUCAGCUCUAAAUGGAUGACCAGAGCACAGAUGAGCUCUCUAUGCAGACGCCUCGAUGAGCUGUGGGAGGAGAAUCAAGGCUGUGUAAUUCUUUUCACAUGGAUCCAGUUUCUCAAAGAGGAGGCUAUGGACUUUCUGGCCAUCCAAUCUCCUCUUGAAGUCUUCAGGGGAGGGAGUAAGGCAGGAGGUGAGCGCAGGAAAGCCGACUCAGCAGCCACAGCUCUGGCGCAGUGUGGGAGUCAUUCUGAAAACUCUGAGGCAAAGAAAGAAAACUCUGAACCACAGCUCUCAUUGUCUUCGCAACUGGACCCGCGGGCCGUCCUGUUGAGGGACCCGUGUGCCGACCUCCUACCUCAGCUCCUGGACUUUGACGAGGAGCAGCGCCAAAGGGUGUUUGAUGGCAAGGUGUUCGGCUGUGGGAUCUGCUUUGCAGAGAAGCUGGGCUCCGACUGCCUCUGCUUUAAAGAGUGCCAGCACGUCUACUGCAAGGCCUGCAUGACUGAAUACUUCCAGAUCCAAAUACGGGACGGCAAAGUUCAGUGCCUUAAUUGCCCUGAGCCCAAAUGUACCUCCUUGGCCACACCGUCGCAGGUGAAGCAGCUGGUGGAUGAAGAGCUGUUUGCCCGUUAUGACCGCUUGCUGCUCCAGUCAACGCUGGACCUCAUGGCCGAUGUAGUCUACUGUCCCCGCCAGACCUGCGGCACAGCUGUCAUGGUGGAGCCAGACACAACCAUGGGCAUUUGCUCGGCCUGCCAGUAUGCUUUUUGCACGCUGUGCAAGCUGGGCUAUCAUGGUCUCUCCCACUGUAAAGUUACUGCAGAUGAAUUGCGUAACCUCAGAGAUGAGUACCUGUCAGCCACAGCCGAGGGGAAAAAGUUUCUGGAGCAACGCUUUGGGAAGAGGGUGAUCCAGAAAGCAGUGGAAGAGUCCUUUAGUAGAGACUGGCUCAAUGAAAACUGCAAAGGAUGCCCACGCUGUGGAACCAAUAUACAGAAAGUGGAUGGCUGUAAUAAGAUGACCUGUACCUCGUGUAGACAGUACUUCUGUUGGCUGUGCCUGGGCCUCCUCAGCAAAGUCAACCCGUACAGUCAUUUUAACAACCCACAUUCACCCUGUUACAACCAACUCUUCCACGGUGUGGAUCUUGAUGAAGAAGAUGCCUUCUGGAGCGAUGAGGAGGACUGAGCCCCGUGCAGUACCUCGCUGCUGUAUGCUCCGUUUGAAUGCACUUUAUCUCACAUCACCGUCUCUUCACCUGUGACGCUCACAUGCCUGCAUUUGCACAACAGUGCCACGACAGUUAUGUACCAUGGUACCAUUGUUAUGUUCUGAAUAUGACCAGGCAUCUUUGGCAUAAAACUAUCAAUGUCUGGGUGUUAAUUGUUCAUAUUUACUUAAAAUAUGACAAGACGUCAUGUAUAAAAAUUCAAGAAUGGCAAGAACAGUUUUAGCUUUGUCUCAGAGAGAAAUAGAGAAACAGCUGUGGCUUUUUUGUAGAAGUGACAUUUUCUUGAAAUUACUCUUGGUUUUCAACAUCAAGAAUAUGUAGUUAUUGAUAGUAAAUCAUUUCUAUAUGACAGUGUCAUAUAAAUUGAUUUUUAUUUCUAAAGUCAAAGCAAAUUAACAGAAAAAAGAAAAGCAAAAUGUUUUUUCACUCGGUUAGGUCUACAGAUUUACUUUUUUCUGAGUUUAACUUUUUCAUGAUAAGUUUUGACAUUUCUCAAGUUAUAAUGAUCAACAAGUGAUACUGGAAUCACUGACUCAUUUUGGUAAAUUCAAGAUGUUUGCUUCCACUAAGCCGGCAACUGGGUGCUGCAGGAAAAAAGAGGUGAUGCCAGUCGCCUUUCUUUCUCAUGUUAAGUUACCUGCUUCUUAUAUGAAGUCUCUAUCCUCUGGCUGGCUUUCUGUCACAUGUCCAAAGUGUGAAACUUAACUAACCGCUUUCUUCACACAAACUUCAUGGUGGAUAAUUAAGUGAAUUUCAUGACCUAAGCCAGGCACACACACAUUCUUGAUACAGGAUCAAAGCAACAAAGGUGAAGCUGGAGAUUUGUCACUAAGGCAUAAUUAACUACCUAGAUUUUGUCGUUUGUUUCAGCUCUAGGCUGUUUUGGUUGGAAACUCUUACAUCAUGCUCAGACAGGGUGCAGAGUGUAAUUUGAAUGUUGACAGUUUUUCAUCUUUUGCCAGGAUGUUGGGUUUUUUUUUUCAUCUUUGAAGAUUAUGUUUAAAUUUGCUUUUUCUUGAGAUGAGUUUAUUUACAGAAAUGCGUCCUUGCACAUCAUGAAAUCUGGUAGGUUGAACAAAGGAAUUUAAUGAGUUUGGUUGUGGGCUGUAUGUCAUAAUUAGUUGGAGUCAUGUUUUUCUAUACAGAAUGUAAUAAUGGAGGAUACUACAGUAAAUAUUCAGCCAGUCCUCUGAUGGGGUUACUGGGAUUGUGAUUAUGGUGUGUGUGGAGUUAUUUGGGGACUGAGGUGUGAGAAAGGAAAUCCUCCCUUGGUAAACAGAUUUAUUCACUCUCUUUUGUACAACAGUUGCCAAAUAUUAGUGUCAAAGAGAGGCCAAAUAAUCUAGAUACAAAAAUGUUUUGUACAAUUAAUUUAUUUUCUUUUUCUCCAUUAGAAAGGAAGCGUUAUCAUGCAGUCAGUUAUGUUCUGUUAUUGAAAUUGAACUCUGCAUAAAAUCUAUUCUUUUUCAACGUUAAAUGAUUUGCUGUUCUCUGCUUUAAAAGAACAGAUGCGGGGUUGGACUGGUAAAAACCAAAAAAAGGACAAUCUCUUGUUCAGUCUUGAAAUGCACAUGGAUUUCCCUUUAGUGCAGACCCACUUUCACGUCAUGUCUCAUGUAUGAAACAUUUGAGUACAGGAUGUUUAGAAUUCAGUGAAAAUGAAUUCAGCAUACUGUUCCUCAAAAUAAAUGUUACCACUUAACAUUU